AGCGUCACGGUCACGCAGUUUGAUGUCCGUGGGAUCAUACGCGCGAUGGGUGGGAGAGAGGUCGGGGUCAGGUAUACUUUCAACGACUGGCUGUCGUUCGUGGAUGCGCAAGCCAUCCCCGUGCCCACAGAGCACAAGACGCGCGGAGAGCGCUUCUCCUUCACCUUGUACACGCCUCCUUUCUUAGGUCCGAGCGCUGCUGUGCAUUUCGCCGUGUACAUGAGGGACGAUAACUCUGAGUUCUGGGACAACAACGAUGGGAUGAACUAUUCGCUGAAGUACCACAGCUCGUCAUCCAGCGAGACCGCGGCUUUCAACGCGAUAUGAAGUGGUGCGCUUUUACGCAGGGGUUCAUUGCGCGUUUCACCGAGCACUGUUACUGUCGUCAAAGAGGCUUCAGCGCUCAAGGCCGAAGGAUAUAUGCAGUGGAUUGACAUGUCCUAGAAAGAGUUUACCAAAAAUGAAAUUUCCUUCAUCAUAUAGUCACCCUCAUGUUGUUCCAAACCCGUUUGAUGUUGUUUCUUUCGUGGAAAGAUAUUUGGUAGAAUGUCCAAGCUGCUCAUAUAAGUGGAUGAGGGUUGUUCAGCCCCAAAAACACCAUGAAAGUGUCAUAAAUGUGGUCCAUAUGUCCUGUCCGUUAUGUUCUAAAAUUCUAAUAUCACAUACUUUUAUAAUUUUAAAGUUAUUACUUGCUAAAAAUCUUGUCUUCUGCAGUCAUGUCACAUUUGAAUUGAAGCCUGUUCUGUCAUAGGAACA
This is a messenger RNA of Sinocyclocheilus grahami, 756 nucleotides long. RefSeq names its product protein phosphatase 1 regulatory subunit 3G-like. Gene Ontology annotation, molecular function: glycogen binding; protein phosphatase 1 binding. The coding region runs from base 46 to 327 and encodes 93 amino acids. The transcript has a single exon. NCBI's taxonomy places the organism in Eukaryota, Metazoa, Chordata, Actinopteri, Cypriniformes, Cyprinidae. Gene Ontology annotation, cellular component: protein phosphatase type 1 complex. Gene Ontology annotation, biological process: regulation of glycogen biosynthetic process. The record is from RefSeq and is a predicted model, not a curated record.